This is a messenger RNA of Ostreobium quekettii, 954 nucleotides long. The record is from the annotation of a GenBank genome assembly. Lineage: Eukaryota; Viridiplantae; Chlorophyta; Ulvophyceae; Bryopsidales; Ostreobiaceae.
AUGUGCAACACACGCGGGCACGCGCUUGGGGGCCCCGACGACGGCUGGGGGUGGCUGUUCCGCCGGGCGACAUUCGCGGACCCCGGCCUUGAGACCGUCUUCUGGGACUGGCACACCCGGCUGGUGCUGGUGGACACCGACCGGAGGUACUACGCGGGGGCGGCAAUCGUUCUGGCGGUGGCCGGUGGCGUGGUGAUCAGAGACGGGGUCUCGUUAAGUGCCCUGGCGGUUUGCGCUGCGGGCCUGGCGAUGACGGUGGGCCUGGCGAUGGCAGUCGGGGCGCAUCCGGGGCGGUACAUCCGCCACAGGGAGGCGGCGGUCGGCUGCUGCCGGUUGGCGCUGACGGUCAUCGCCGCGUGGAUCGGCUCGGCGCACUUGCCCGCGAGGACGGAUACUUUCUUCGGCGUGCUGGCGACCAAGAUGGCGGCCAGGGGGCCGCUGGCGGCGAUGGUAUCGGGGUGGGCCGGCCUGCAGCUGCGGCCCCACGCGGAGCUGGCGGUGCAGACGGCGUCCCUGGUGGUGGCGGUGCCCUUCUCGGCGGGGAUGUGCGCUGCCUGCCUCGGUUCCCCGGCGCAGGUCGCUGUGAUUCAGCGCGCGGCGGCGGCGAUCGACACCGUGGGCGUGGGGCUGAUCAACGCGCUGGACCACGCGCACCCGGGCGUGAUUGAGCGGCUCACAGCCCCCGCCGGGGAUCCCUGCGCCCUGGUGUCGAUCUUCGCACUCAUCUGGCUGGGCUGGGCGGGCCCGCUGGCGGCGUCGCGGGCGAUGGCCAGGCGAUCCAGGCGGCUGUUCCUGAGGAAGCAUUUCCCCGGCGGAUGGCCGGUGGGCGUGGCCGCCAAGCCCCUGGCCUGGGGGGCCUUGGCUACCGCCAUCAUGGCCUUCAACGGGCUCCUGGCCGUGGAAUUGAGCUGGCGGACGCUCAAGUGGAUCGUGCACGCCGAGCCGGCGAGCUGA